AGAGCUUCAUCCUGUUCUGCUCUUCUUCAGCGAUAUAAUAUCUCCAGUGUUGCCUUAACGCUAUUUAUUUGUCUUCAACAAAAUUUUUCUGGCCAUGCCUAUCACAAAGGCAACCUCAUCCCACAUUGUUGAUGGAAAUCAGGAGCCCAGCCAGGAUGAUGGACGGGAGGAUUUAGCACAACCCAUCAAUUCAGUUGGAACUUCUCAGCCACAUGAAGUCCAUAUUUGGGCUAUGGAUGGUAAUGGAAGUUCUACUACGAGACCGAACACUUCGUCACCACCAGUAAUUGCUGCUACCAAUACCAAUGGAGCUCCACCCAAUUUAGUCGAUUUUACCCAAGGUUAUGUCACCAUGGCAGAUCUUACUACUCUCUUAGACAAGGAACAUUCUAAACACGGAGCAACCCUUUUUCAAUUCUAUGAUGGAAGGAAAGGCAACCCUGUGGAGCAUGUCAACAAAUUCCUUGAUGCCAUGGGGGCUCACGCCGGUGAUGGAGAUUUGUGCCUGCGUGAGUUCUUAAAGCCUCUCCCUGAUAGAGCUUAUACAUGGUGCACCACUCUACCUCCUGGCUUUGUCCGUUCUUGGGACGAGAUGAUAGAACAAUUUCACCAAAAAUAUUUUCAAAGUGAAAAGCGCAUCACCAUCCUUGAUCUUCACAACACCCGUCAAUACACUGGCGAAGAUAUAAUGGUCUAUGUCAAAAGAUUUAGGAAUUUGGCACUCGAUUGCUAUGGCGGCCAUGUUGAGUCCUUCUUGGUGGAAAUCUGCAUCAACAACAUGUUUCUGGAAUAUCAUGCUAUCCUUGAAAACAUCAAGAUCAACCAGUUGGCAAGGCUACACGAUGCCGCCAGAAGAACAACCAUUUUUGUCAAAGCCAUCUCUACUGGGAAAUCUGCAAUGAAGUCUAUAGAAAAGAAAACCGCCGUUCACACCUUGGUUGUCUCUGUCCGGGGCCAAGGACAAGGGCAAAAAAGAAAAGAUCGUGACAUGGCACCGCCACUGCCUAUUCCUCUCACAGUUGAAGAACUCGAUGUGCUCCUAAAUCAGUGGAUCGUUGAUGGUGCCAUCACAUUACCUCAGGCUCAUCGCGAACCCAACGAUGAUGACAAGCGCAACCCCAAGUACUGUCACUACCAUCACUUUGUCCACCAUGCAACUAUGGAUUGUUUUUCCUUGAGAAGGAUGUAUCAUAGAGGGGCGCGACAAAGAGCCACAGAGGCCAUACUCUUCAUCGCCAACGAAGCUAGAGGAGAAGGGCUCAACGUUGAAGCACAUGCUAGCCGUGCUUAUCUUGAAUCGUCAAAUGCUGUUACAUUCAUUGACAAAGAUAUGGAGGCGCCAUAUCCUGACCAUAGAAAGCCUCUUUACUUAUCUACUCAGAUCAACUCCGUCGGUGUUAGACGUGCACUGGUCAAUAUUGGAUCUUCUUUCAACCUAGUACCGCUAAGCACCAUCAUUGCUACAGGGAUCCCCAAACGAAGAAUCGUCAAGUCUCCACUCAGCAUUGUUGGCUUCGGCAACAGCAGUGAGCAUGCCCUUGGAUACAUUCAACAUGAAUUAAAAGUUGGGAAUGAGAUACUUGAUGAGCACUUAGAUUUUUCUAACGAAGCUGAUCAUCUCAUACCACCAAACAAGCUGCCAACCCUUCAUGAAGCUCAACCGGCGCUCACUUCUAUAGAGCCCUUUGAAGCUGUUGAUCUUAGAGAUGAUCCAGCAAAUCCCAGGCAUGUACAUAUUAGCACCACUCUUUUUGCGGAUGAAAGAGCCAAACUGGUUAAGUUGCUCCGAGAGUGUAAAGAUGUCUUCGCCUGGAAUUAUGAUGAAAUGCCGGGGCUUGAUCUAACCUUGGUGUCACACUCUUUGAAUGUUGAUCCUAGUAUGAAGCUAGUUGUACAGCCAAAUUGUGCCUUCCAUCCAGAGGUCACUCUGAAAAUUAAAGAAGAGCUCGAGAAGCUCUUGGCUACAAGAUUCAUCAAACCAACAAAGAAGCUGACUUGGCUGGCCAAUAUUGUACCAGUUCGAAAGAAGAAUGGGCAGAUUAGGUGUUGCGUGAACUUUCAUGACCUUAAUAAGGCUUGCCCCAAAGAUGAAUUCUCUGUCCCGAACAUGGACGUGUUGAUGGACAACACCGCUGGUUGCGAGAUGUACUCUGUCAUGGAUGGCAACAACGGGAAUAAUCGAGUCUGUAUGUGCCCCAGUGAUGUAGAGAAAACUGCUUUUCGCACCCGUAUUGUUAAUUUUUACUAUGUUGUUAUGCCUUUUGGACUUAAAAAUGCUGGGGCUACUUAUCAAAGAGUCAUGGAAAUCAAGGAAGAAUGGACAUUAUAUUUCGAUGGAUCUUCCCCGAUUGAAGGGGCUAGGGCUGGUGUUGUUCUCAGAAAUGACAAAGGCCAUGAUAUGGUAUUUUCAUUGAAGCUUGAUUUCAGUGCACGAAACACCAUAGAGUCUGAUCCUUGGUCAAGUUUAAGGUACCUUCGUUGUCCGAGAAGAACAUCUUGCGCCAUAUCGUUCUUUCAGCCAACACCUGGAGCCAGCAUAAGAUAUGAGCAGAUACCACGGACGAAGAAUCGAUUGGCUGAUGCCUUGACCACAAUUGCUUUGAGAGUGCCUAUGGCCAAGAGUCCUUUCAGCAUCGAGAUUGUUCAAAGAGAGCGACCUAUCUAUCACAGCUGUGAAUCCGUUUUGCUUGAGAUACCUGACCAUGUUGACUAACUUAUGAGAUUUAUAAUGCCCUGCUACAACAAAACUCUGGCGUGCCUCUGAGGGACCUAUCUAGUUAUGUUAUUAUUUCUUGUGAGAUAUACUAUCGCCUCCCUCGCGGAAUCUUGGCCAGGUGCGUCAGCAAUAAGGAAGCUUAUCACAA
Molecule: messenger RNA, 2864 nt
Organism: Rubroshorea leprosula
Lineage: Eukaryota; Viridiplantae; Streptophyta; Magnoliopsida; Malvales; Dipterocarpaceae
Source: the annotation of a GenBank genome assembly